This is a messenger RNA of Impatiens glandulifera, 2188 nucleotides long. RefSeq names its product probable protein phosphatase 2C 15. The record is from RefSeq and is a predicted model, not a curated record. Gene Ontology annotation, biological process: protein dephosphorylation. Gene Ontology annotation, molecular function: protein serine/threonine phosphatase activity. Lineage: Eukaryota; Viridiplantae; Streptophyta; Magnoliopsida; Ericales; Balsaminaceae. The coding region runs from base 698 to 2011 and encodes 437 amino acids. The transcript is spliced from 7 exons.
UCUCUCAUCGUCGUCCCCAUGAAAAAAGCGUCUUUUUUCUUCUCUCUUAUAGAUUUAGAAAAGAAAAGGCGGUGUCUGUAACUGCAAAAACAAUUUCCCGAAAUUGUUUAUUUGAAAAUCAGAAAACAGAGGAUUUUCUUAUCUUUUUGUAAUUCGGCGACAGGUGGUGGCGUUUGCGGCGGUGAUGAUUGAAGGAGAAGCGUCAUUCUUCAUAAUAAUUUCUUGAUGAAAUACGAGAAAGACAGCUAAUUGAAUCGACCCAUAAUCAAUAUAUUUCUUUUUGCUCUACUACUUGUUGUUGAUGAAAUCCAUUAUUAAUAAUAAUAUUAAUUGCCUGUCUGGUCGAGAUUGAGGUGGUUGUUCUUUAAGAAAGCUGACUCAGAAUGUUUUUAUUUCGAUGAUUGAGGAGGGUCGUCCGCAUUACAGAUCAUAUCUCUUGCAUAAUUCCGCGUUUCCUUUCCGUGUUGAUUUCUUCCUUCCUUCCUUCCUUGUUAUUUCCUUUCUCUCUCGCCAACCAACGCAUCUUGUAUCAAAUCUGCAUCUAGGUUUUCGGAGGUCCGUAAUCUCAGGUCCUUUCUCAACCCCUAGUUUGUAAGGUCCCUGAUCUGGGUUCUGGAAGCAAUUUCAAGAAAUGGGUGUGGUGAGAAAGGAAUAGAUAGCUGUGGGUAUUUGGAGUUGAGGGUUUUUAGAGUAGAAAAUGGGGACAAGGGACGAGAGGCAUCAUCAUCGUCAUGAGAAUCUUGUGCCUUUAGCUGCAUUGAUUAGAAGAGAGAUGAAGAGUGAGAAGAUGGAGAAACCUACGGUUAGGGUUGGCUCUGCAGCUCAAUCCAGGAAGGGAGAAGAUUAUUUCAUGAUCAAGACCGAUUGCCAGAGAAUUCAAGGGAACCCUUCAUCAUCUUUCUCUGUGUUUGCUAUAUUUGAUGGGCAUAAUGGAUCUGCUGCUGCAAUAUUUUCAAAGGAAGAAUUACUUGGUUAUGUUUUAGGUGCUAUUCCUAGAGGAACAGGAUUAGGUCGAGAUGAAUGGCUUCAAGCUCUUCCUAGAGCUUUAGUUGCAGGUUUUGUCAAGACUGAUAAGGAGUUUCAGAGUAGAGGGGAGACUUCUGGAACAACAGCCACAUUUGUGAUCGUCGAUGGAUGGACGGUUACUGUCGCGUCGGUUGGAGACUCCCGUUGCAUAUUGGAUACGCAGGGCGGUGCUGUCUCUGUUUUGACAGUUGACCAUCGACUUGAAGAAAAUGUCGAGGAGAGAGAACGAGUAACCGCCAGUGGCGGUGAAGUUGGGCGACUUAACAUAUUUGGCGGUGCAGAGGUUGGUCCUCUUCGAUGUUGGCCUGGUGGGUUAUGUCUAUCAAGAUCCAUUGGUGACAUGGAUGUUGGAGAAUUCAUAGUACCAGUUCCUCAUGUAAAACAAGUUAAGUUAUCGAGUGUGGGUGGUCGGCUGAUAAUUGCUUCAGAUGGAAUUUGGGAUGCAUUAUCAUCGGAGGAGGCUGCAAAAUCUUGUCGGGGUUUGCCUGCAGAACUUGCAGCUAGGCAAGUCGUGAAGGAAACCCUAAGGACAAGGGGACUGAAAGAUGAUACGACUUGUAUUGUUGUGGACAUAAUUCCACCCGAUAACAUACCUUCACCACAACCUCAACAACCAUUGCCUGAGGCUCCUAAUCGAUAUAAUAAGCUGAGAUCGCUGCUGUUGUUCAGGAAGAAGUCCAAUGUUAAUAAACAAUCGAAGAAGCUAUCAUCGGUUGGUAUUGUUGAAGAAUUGUUUGAAGAAGGUUCAGCUAUGCUUGCUGAAAGGCUAGGGAAUGACAGCCCUAAUGUUGGUGUUGGGGUAGGUAUGUUUAUAUGCGCCAUUUGCCAAGCUGACUUAGCCCCGACUGAAGGCAUAUCGGUUCAUGCUGGCUCCAUCUUUUCUAUGAGCUCUAAACCGUGGCAAGGUCCUUUCCUUUGUGCUGACUGUAGGGCUAAGAAGGAUGCCAUGGAAGGAAAACGUCCUAGUGGAGUCAAAGUCACAUGAUUCUAACUAAUUCAACUAUUUUUUUUUUAUUUAUAUCUAUACAUAUAUACUUCCCAGUGAUUCUUUUCAUCAUAAUACCGUUUUUCUUCGACUGUGUUUAUGCUCUCCUAACUGAUGGUUUUAUAUAAACAUGAAUGAUAAAACUUGUGAUAGAUUCUGAAUUGCUUGAUUUAUGGU